CGAGUCUAGCCCAACUUUUUCGGCGACGUGAAGCUUCCUGCCUUCUUCCUGUAUACUCGCCUGAUGAAUACUCAUGGAGAAAUACAGUGCUUUCCGUGAUCGCGGCUCGGGCAUCGCGCCCUUCUUCCCUAUCCCCACGCAGCCCGCGGGAUAUGCCCUUCCCUUCCACGUCUUCAUCUUUGUCGUGCGCAUCUUCUUCCUGAUCCCUCUGGCUCUCGCCUACUUCUUGCUCGUCUCAUGGCUUCCAAUCGGCUCCCUCGGCAAGAAGGCUAUACUCUGGUGUAUGCUUGGCGUUCCUGGCAUCUGGUGGAUUGAUCUCGGUGUUGAUGGUGUGAAGAAAGGUUCUCUCGGCCAGAACCAGCACAAGCUCCCUCAGCCUGGAUCCGUCAUUGCCUCUUCUUAUACAUCGCCAAUUGAUGCUCUCUACCUGGCUGCCAUCUUCGACCCUGUCUUCACUCGCUCCUUCCCUGGCGAGCGCAAAGUUCAACGUAUUAGUCUCCUCCAGGCCAUGUUCCAGGCUUUCGCCCCACCUGUUCUCUCUCCCACCAAAGACGCCAAGCUGGUGACUCUAUCAGAUCUCUUGCGCGAGAAGCCCGACCGUUGCAUCGCCGUCUUCCCUGAAUGCACUGCCACCAACGGACGCGGUAUCCUUCCCUUCUGUCCCAGUCUGCUUACUGUCCCCGCCAAGACCAAGAUCUUCCCUGUCAGUCUGCGCUACACUCCUGCCGAUGUCACCACACCUGUGCCUGGCUCUUACUUCUCCUUCCUCUGGAACCUGUGCUCCAAGCCUACUCACUGUAUACGCGUCCGCAUCGCAGAGGCUACUUACAACGAGCCUCCUGCCCCCGAACCUCCACGCAAGAACUCGUUCCAGACUAACCUUCUCGACGACUUACAUCCUCGCAUCACUCCGAGCGGAGGUAUGAGCGAUCCCGAGAAGGAGUCGUUGGACAAGAUCGCCGAAUCUCUCGCCCGUCUUGGACGUGUCAAGCGUCUAGGCCUUGGUCCUGCCGAUAAGAUCGCUUUCAUCAAGGUCUGGAGCAAGAGAAGAUGAUCAUCAUCAGAUAGAGAGCAGGCAUGACUUUGAUCAAGCAGGGUUUUAGCGGGUGUUGUAAACCUUCUUACGACUGUAUAGCACAAGUCUCAUUUCUGCAUAUUGCAGUUUUGAUUGACCGAAUAAUAGAAACUUCAGAAUAAAUCACCAUCUAUCCAAUCUACACGUGC
This is a messenger RNA of Aureobasidium pullulans EXF-150, 1224 nucleotides long. Its product is annotated as putative vacuolar protein sorting protein Vps66. The record is from RefSeq and is a predicted model, not a curated record. Lineage: Eukaryota; Fungi; Ascomycota; Dothideomycetes; Dothideales; Saccotheciaceae. Gene Ontology annotation, molecular function: acyltransferase activity. The coding region runs from base 74 to 1054 and encodes 326 amino acids. The transcript is spliced from 3 exons.